Messenger RNA from Paramecium primaurelia, 1584 nucleotides. The record is from the annotation of a GenBank genome assembly. Lineage: Eukaryota; Ciliophora; Oligohymenophorea; Peniculida; Parameciidae.
UAUGGAAUAUUCUUUUAUUCAAAGUAUAUUCUCUGGAGAGCUUAUUUCUAACCUACAAUGUUUGAAUUGUAAGAAAAUUACAAAGUCUGUUGAAUAAUUUUCAGCGUUAUCCCUAGAGCUUCCAGAAAUAAAGCAACAAGGAUUCUUUAAAUAAUUAGUCCAUAAUCAAAAAUAGUCUAUCUCGUUAUAAGAGUGUCUUGAUUAUUUUUAUGAACCAGUGAUCGAUUCAUUAACACUUUGUAGUUGUGGUGCAAGAUCAGGUAAAAGACAAUAUAGUUUUUAAUAAUAAUCCAAUUUAUUAUGUAUUCAUUUACAAAGAUUCUUGAAUAAAACUUAAAAAGAUACUAAACAUGUUUCAUUUCCAAUUAAAGAUCAUAAUUUUUAAGAAUAUUUUAAUGUAUGAUUUCAUUUAAAAUAAAUAAUAGUUGGAUAGUGAAUAGAAUUAUAGACUUUUUGGUAUAAUAGUACAUUUACACGAUUAAGGAGGUGAUCAUUUUGAAACUAUAUUAAAAUGUCAAAAUUAACAAUUUCUUAGCAUUAAAGAUGAAAUUAUAGAAAUAGUUUCAUAAAAAUAUGUAGAAGAAUGUGAAGCUUUAUUAUUAUUUUAUGAAAAGGUUGAUAAUUAAAUAGAUCUAUUUAAAGCAAGUCUUCGAAAAAACCUAUAAAAUUAACAUAAUAUGAUAAAAAAUUAAGAAUUAUUAUUGAAAGAUGAAGAAUUAUGCUAUUUACCACAUUUCUGGUUUGAAUAAUUUUUACAUCUUGCAAAACCACCUUCAAUUAUAACAUCCCAUUUAAUUUGUCCUCAUAAUCUCUUAAAACCAGAUUAUUGGGAUUUUAGAAUAGAAUAUGAAGUAAUAAAUAUAUUUAUAUUAAGAAUGCUAAAUCAGCUUAAUACAAUUCUUAAUUAGAUACUAAUACAAGUUUCAUUACUAUAGGAGAAGUAUAAAAUUCUAAUUCUCCUGCUUACAUCUAGGAGAGUUCUGCCUAUAAAUAAUUGUAACUCACAUCAAUCAUUAUUCCAAAAGCUGUUUGUGAAUUUUUAAUAGAAAAAUAUGGAGGAGGUCCAAUUAUUGAAAAGAAUAUCAAAACUUGUAGUACUUGUUUAGAAUAUGCAUAAUAAAUGAGUAGAAGAAGGAAAUUAGAAAGACAACUAAUAAUUAAAUAUGAAAAUCUUCAAGGAUAUGACAGAAUAUUUGUUGUACAUGAAGAAUGGUUAAAGAAAUGGCAAGCCUAUCUUUAUAAUUCAAAGUAGAUUUUACAAAGAAAUAGUUUAUUUGGUUAUCCUCCUCCUGGAGAAAUAACUAAUUAUUUAUUAUUAGAUAAAGAUUAGUAGAUUGUAUAAUAAAAAAAAGAAGGUUAACAUUUUCAUAUGAUCACUGCUCCUAUAUGGCAUAUUUUAUAAGAAAUUUAUGGAGGAGGUUAGAUAUUUAAUUUAAAUUAGGACCCACUAUUUCUAUUAAUCCUCAUUAAUAAUAAUAUGAACCUUUUAAAUUAUAAAUGGAUGAUCUCAUUUAGAUAAAAGAGAUCAAGGUCUUAUAUUAAAAUUGUAUCAACUAAUACAAACCUGAAAUUUAACAAUGAUAC